Messenger RNA from Camelina sativa (false flax), 1572 nucleotides. The record is from RefSeq and is a predicted model, not a curated record. NCBI's taxonomy places the organism in Eukaryota, Viridiplantae, Streptophyta, Magnoliopsida, Brassicales, Brassicaceae.
AUGGCUAAUAGCGCUGCAAAACCGAAGUUUAGCUUGAGACUUAUCAUCGAUGAGGAGAAAAACAGAGUUGUUUUGGCUGAAGCUGGGAAGGAUUUUGUUGAUGUACUCUGUAGUCUUUUGACUCUCCCCAUGGGUACCAUUGUAAGGCUGCUGGAGAAACAUCAGAAUCCACAGCCUUCAAUCGUUGGUUGUUUCCACAACCUUUACAAAAGUGUUUCAGACAUGGACGUUGACAAUUUCGAGACUCAAACUGGUAAGAAAUUCCUGCUGUAUCCACGGAGUGCUAAGUCGAGUCACUGCAGAAAUCUAAAGCUGAACAUAGAUGAUACUGAGGUGACCAAGUUCUUUGUCUGCCCGAAUUUUGUAUCUACUCAACCAUGCAGUGAGGUUUACAUCAACAUUAGUUCCACAAGGUGUCGUUGUUGUGGACGCUCGAUGAGCCAUGAGCUUCAUUGUGAAGGAGAACAAACUUAUAGCUGUUUAGGAGAUAAAUCAAAUGGAGUAUUUCUCAGCUGCCGAACGUCAUUUAUCAUCACAGAUGAUCUGAAAGUGGCACUGAACUCUAUGGGUCUUGUUCUUAACGUACUCAAUGACCUUGGCUAUGAUGGUUUUGAUAAGCUGCAAGAAAUGGUUAUUGAUGUUGGUUUUGAAGAGGUGCUGACUUUGUUAGGUUGUAUGUUUACUUCGGAGUCUCCCUUAACAGACACAUUCCUGAGGAAAAACUGUAUGUCCAAGAAACGUAAAAUGUUCACACCAUUGGUGCAAGAAAGUAAAGUUGCAGAAGAUGCAGAUGAGCUCAUAUCUUUGAAAGUUUACAUUAGAAAGACAGACAGGGUGAUUCUUUAUGCUGAGUGCAGAGAAGAGUUCGUUGAUUUUCUUUUCACUUUUCUUGCCAUCCCGCUUGAGUUUGCUUGGGAGCUUUCUGUUGACAGUAUGAAUAUGGGCUGCGUUGGUAAUCUCUGCAGAAGCGUGAAAGAUUUGAGCUUUGAAAAGCAGAAUGAACCCACUGAUUCCAAAUGCGUGCUUUCUUAUUUUUAUAAUUUCAGGGUCGGGGCACAACUUUUAGAUGUUGUUAUCCAGGAAACACCAGAAAUGAAUGCUUGGUUAACAGUUAUGGCGGGCACUUCGGAUUCUGCUAGUUUUGGACUUUUGAAGGGAGCAACAAAUUUCAUAGUGUCGGAUGAUCUAGUUGUCACUCCUAUGAACUCUUCAUCAACAAUCUCCUUGUUAAGCAAGCUGCAAAUGAACAUUGGUGACAUUGAGGAGCAAGUAAUUAGCGUUGGCAAAGCUGAGGCCACUAGCUUACUUAGAGCUUCCUUGAUCACAACCUCAGCGUUAACCAACGGUCUCUCAAGCUACCUCUCGAAGAUGGACCCUCCUAAAGAAGAGACACAAUCAACGUCCAAGAUUCUGAAGUCUGACAAACCCAAAGAAGCUCCUAAAGAAGAAACUCAAGCAACGUCCAAGAUUCAAAAGUCUGACAAACCUAAUGAAGCUCCUAAAGAAGAAACUCAAGCAACGUCCAAGAUUCAAAAGUCUGACAAAAUCAAUGAAGCUUGGCAGCUUCUGUAG